This is a messenger RNA of Symbiodinium necroappetens, 309 nucleotides long. NCBI's taxonomy places the organism in Eukaryota, Dinophyceae, Suessiales, Symbiodiniaceae. The record is from the annotation of a GenBank genome assembly.
GAAAAGAUCUUCCCGGUCUGGCGCACUUCUUGGAGCACAUGCUCUUCACGGGUACGAAGAAGUACCCCAAAGAAGGAGAAUACCACGAAUUCAUCAAGCAGAAUGGUGGCGCAGCCAACGCGAACACAGGCUGCUGGACCACCAACUACAUGUUCCAGGUCAAAGUGGAAGCUUUGGGCGACGCCCUCGAUCGCUUCGCGCGCUUCUUCUCCGAACCAUUGUUAACGAAGGACUGCACCGACCGGGAGAUCAACGCCGUCGACUCGGAGUUCCAAGCCGGCGUGACCAACCCGUUCUGGCGGGACAUAG